This is a messenger RNA of Aspergillus udagawae, 1008 nucleotides long. RefSeq names its product proteasome regulatory particle lid subunit RPN11. Gene Ontology annotation, cellular component: proteasome regulatory particle, lid subcomplex. Gene Ontology annotation, biological process: protein deubiquitination; proteasome-mediated ubiquitin-dependent protein catabolic process. The transcript has 4 exons. Lineage: Eukaryota; Fungi; Ascomycota; Eurotiomycetes; Eurotiales; Aspergillaceae. Gene Ontology annotation, molecular function: protein binding; metallopeptidase activity; proteasome binding. The record is from RefSeq and is a predicted model, not a curated record. The coding region runs from base 1 to 1008 and encodes 335 amino acids.
AUGGAUCGACUCAACCGGAUGCUUCAGGCCGCACAGGGCAUGGGUAUGGGAAGCGCAGCUCCAGGUGGUGACACCCCGAACCUGAUCGAUAACUCUGAAACUGUACACAUUUCAUCACUAGCUUUGUUGAAGAUGUUAAGACAUGGUCGGGCAGGUGUGCCUAUGGAAGUCAUGGGCCUGAUGCUGGGGGAAUUCGUCGAUGAAUACACAGUUCGUGUGGUUGAUGUUUUUGCCAUGCCCCAGAGCGGUACUGGUGUCAGUGUUGAGGCCGUGGACCCCGUUUUUCAGACCAAGAUGAUGGAGAUGCUUCGGCAAACUGGACGACCAGAAACCGUCGUUGGAUGGUACCACUCCCAUCCUGGUUUUGGCUGCUGGCUUUCGUCCGUGGAUAUCAACACUCAGCAGUCAUUCGAACAGCUCACUCCCCGAGCAGUCGCAGUUGUGGUUGAUCCGAUUCAGUCUGUUAAGGGAAAGGUUGUGAUCGAUGCCUUCCGACUAAUCCAGCCUCAGACCGUCGUCAUGGGCCAGGAGCCCCGGCAAACGACAUCCAACUUGGGUCACCUGAACAAGCCAUCAAUCCAGGCGCUCAUCCACGGAUUGAACAGACAUUACUACAGCAUUGCUAUUAACUAUCGCAAGACGGGACUGGAGGAGAACAUGCUGAUGAACUUGCACAAGCACGUGUGGACAGAGGCUUUGCAGAUGAACGACUUCCAUGAGGAAGGCCACCACAACGUGGAGCGGAUGAAGCAGCUAGUGAGCCUAGCUGAAGGUUACGAGAAGCGGGUCAAGGAGGAGACAGAGCUCACCAAGGACCAGCUCAAGACACGAUAUGUUGGCAAGGUUGACCCCAAGAAGCACAUUGAAGAUGUGAGUCAGCAACUGAUCGAAGACAACAUCGUUGCGGUAUCGCGGCAGAUGAUUGACAAGGAGGCUUCGGUGGCGCGUUUGUCCAGCGGAAAGGGAGCUCAAGAAGGGACGGGCAUGGAUGUGGACGAGGAACUAUAG